Messenger RNA from Aspergillus versicolor CBS 583.65, 1421 nucleotides. Its product is annotated as cobalamin-independent methionine synthase II family protein. NCBI's taxonomy places the organism in Eukaryota, Fungi, Ascomycota, Eurotiomycetes, Eurotiales, Aspergillaceae. Gene Ontology annotation, molecular function: 5-methyltetrahydropteroyltriglutamate-homocysteine S-methyltransferase activity; zinc ion binding. The transcript is spliced from 3 exons. Bases 84 to 1271 code for a protein of 395 amino acids. The record is from RefSeq and is a predicted model, not a curated record.
CUGUAUACUAACUUUAUCCUCCAUCUCUCACCUGUACACUAACUUUACCCUCCGUCUCUCACCUUCUGUACAGCCUCACCAACAUGUCUCCUGUGUCUCCCCGUCCCUGCAGAGCAGAACAUCUGGGCUCUUUACUCCGCCCAACCAGACUCCUAGAACAUGCACAAGCAGACGUAACCCUCCGCCAAAUCGAAGACGACGAGAUCACAAAGAUCGUCAAUGAACAGGUGAAGCUCGGAUUCAAAGCCGUUACGGAUGGCGAAUACAGGCGCUCUCUGUUCUUCAGCACAUUCUUCAACAACAUCUCCGGCUUCGAAUCGGUUCCAGUUGACGUGAAAGCCCUCGGUUUGCGAGAAUACCUCCCAGACGUGCAAUCACUGUCGGCGUGGCAGUUCGCGCUCCCGACUGUGGUAUUCUGCACGGGGAAGAUAAAACAUACCGGGCAGAGUAGCACGCUUGACGAAUUCCAGUUCAUGGAGUCGAUCCUGGGAAAGGCGAAUGUUGGGGAUGUGAAAGUGACUAUUCCCGCGCCGAGCUGGUACCACUUUAGACAUAAAGAUGGCAAAGCCUAUGCGAAGGGCGUAUACAAUACCGACGACGAGUAUCUCGAUGACCUUGCUACGGCUUUCCGGACUGAGCUGGGUCUUCUUUAUAACGCCGGUCUGAGAAGGAUCCAGGUUGAUAAUCCGCAUCUUUCAUACCUCUGCUCCCCAAAGAUCAUUUCAGACUGGACCGCCGACCCAGAAAGCAUCAAAUCGCCCAACGAGCUGCUCGCGACGUACAUCGCCUGGUACAACUCCUGCUUCCGGGACGUGCCCAGCGAUAUGGAAAUCGGGAUGCAUAUCUGUCGCGGCAAUUAUAACGAGGAGCGCUUCGUUUCGUCGGGUGGGUACGACGCCAUCGCUGCGCAGCUCUUCCAGGAUCUAAACGUGAAUACGUUUUACCUGGAGUAUGACACGGAUCGGGCUGGGGGGUUUGAGCCGUUGAAGAAGUUGCCCAUGGGGAAGAAUGUAGUUCUGGGACUUGUUUCGACGAAGAGGGUUGAGAUGGAGGAUGUUGAGGUGCUGAGACAGCGGGUGUUCAAGGCUGCGGAGUUUAUUGCUCAAGGGAAUGGGGUUUCUGUGGAUGAGGCCCUGGAUAGACUGGGGGUGAGUCCGCAGUGUGGGUUUGCCAGCCAUUCGAGGGAGAAUAGACUGUCCAGGGAGAAUAUGCUAGAUAAGCUGAAGCUGGUUAGGGAUUUGGCGGAUUCUAUCUGGCCUGGUCAGGCUUGAUCUGUUGACAUUAAACAUUAAGUAUUAUCAGCUAGGUAUUCUAUAUUCUAUCCAGAUCAACAGGCCACCUCUCCCGAAUAACCUUCCCAUACCGCGUAAAAACAAUCGGAAUCGGCACAAACACCAACGCCAAAAACCCCAGCAACGAAU